AUGUCAGCCAGAAAGGGCUAUCUUCAUCCUCCGUCAAAUUAUACCACAACGAUGACAUGCCCCAACAACCAGGCUGGGAAUUCGUUUUUCGUGGACUCUUUAAUCAACGUGAGAACCGACAGUGGUUCAUAUUACCAAAGUAACGGCGUGUAUUUGCCACCGGCGUCGGAAUAUUCAUAUGGACUGUCCGGUGGUUCUUGUUUCCCGGGGAUCGGUAAGCGCAACGAGCCAAGUACCCAAAGCGUGAUCCCUUCUUCUGCUCCGUAUGUUCAAGGGAUGGAAACGUGGCUGGAAACGUCGAGAUCCUGCCGUGUAGAGCAGCCCAGUGGCCAGCAUAUGGCACAGUGUUCAUUCUCACCGAGUAUAAAAGAGGAGAGCGCAUACUGCCUUUAUGAGCCUGACAAAUGUCCUAAAGGAGCAACAGUAGAUGACAUAUCCUACUCGACCGCAUCAUGCCCUGUUACCGGCAGCACCGUGCCAGUCCCCGGGUACUUCCGCCUGUCUCAGACAUACGCGUCCUCCAGGCUUUACCACGACGGCCAUCCAAAUAUGAAUCACUUUACGCAGCAGCAGCGCCCUGGCCGUCUGGACGCCCAGCAGCAGCCCUCCCAACCGCAGGCUGCGUCUGCGGAGCCCGAGCAGAGGGAGAGCCACGAGGAGGCGCCUGUCCCUGCGCCCUGCGUCCCGGCCAGAGAGGAGGACAGCCGCCUGUCCUCGGAAAGUUCAUCCUCUCCUGAGCCUGCUGAGACGUGCAGUGCCGAGUGUCCAGAAAAGCCCGUUAAAGCGACAAAGAAUGGAGAUGGAAAAAUGGAAAGCACGGCUAACUGGCUUACAGCUAAGAGUGGCCGAAAGAAGCGCUGCCCCUACACCAAGCACCAAACUCUGGAGCUGGAGAAGGAGUUUCUCUUCAACAUGUACUUGACUAGAGAGCGUCGUCUGGAGAUCAGCCGCAGUGUGCACCUCACUGACAGGCAAGUCAAAAUCUGGUUCCAAAACAGGAGGAUGAAACUGAAAAAAAUGAGCCGGGAGAAUAGGAUCCGAGAGCUCUCCAGCAACUUCAGUUUCUCAUGA
This is a messenger RNA of Sphaeramia orbicularis (orbiculate cardinalfish), 1071 nucleotides long. It is a transcript of the gene hoxa10b, whose product is annotated as homeobox A10b. The record is from RefSeq and is a predicted model, not a curated record. Gene Ontology annotation, cellular component: nucleus. Gene Ontology annotation, molecular function: RNA polymerase II cis-regulatory region sequence-specific DNA binding; DNA-binding transcription factor activity, RNA polymerase II-specific. NCBI's taxonomy places the organism in Eukaryota, Metazoa, Chordata, Actinopteri, Kurtiformes, Apogonidae. Gene Ontology annotation, biological process: regulation of transcription by RNA polymerase II. The transcript has 3 exons. Bases 1 to 1071 code for a protein of 356 amino acids.